Misgurnus anguillicaudatus (oriental weatherfish) is the source of this 1859-nucleotide messenger RNA. The record is from RefSeq and is a predicted model, not a curated record. NCBI's taxonomy places the organism in Eukaryota, Metazoa, Chordata, Actinopteri, Cypriniformes, Cobitidae.
AUGGACGGCACUCGAGCGGCAGCAAUAGUGUUAGAUACCUCUAGCGCUAAAUCACUUAAAACCUCCGUGUCCAGUCCAGAGAACACACAUGGAGGUUCCCCAGUACUUCAGGGUCAGAGAGUUGACAUUGUUUCUGAGGUUAUCGCGUACCAGAGUUAUGAUGUCACACUGCCAUGCCGCUUUGUCCAUGAACGCACAGAAGAAAAAUUAAUUCAAGUUCAGUGGAUCUGGCAAAAUCUUUCCAAUAAAGAUGUUUCUGUAAAAGUCAUUCUCUUUAAUGGGGAACAUGGCAUUUACCUGAACAAUACAUUCCUGAAAGACAGAGUCAACUUUAGUACAAACCCAAAUCUGACCUUUGAGGCCUCCAUCAUCAUCAAACAUGUGAAACUGACUGAUCAGGGAGUCUACAGCUGUGGUUACACAACUCAUCCUAGUGGAAAACAAACAGGAGUAACCACCUUAAAAGUGCAAGAAGAUAAACCUCUUCUGUCCACUGCUGCUACUGCAGGGAUUGUAACUAUAAUACUGAUCACUGUGAUGCUAACUUCUGUGGGAUAUUUAUUCAUAAAUAAAAGACGAAGAGCUGCCAGUACUUCUGUUAACUAUAUUACACAGAGCCCUGGUGACUUACAACAGGGAGAAAUCACAUAUGCUGAUGUCACAGUAAAGUCAGGCAAAAUCAAUAAAAACCCCUCACAGACUGAAGACAUUGAAUACGCUGGAGUUUCCUUCAGUGGUCGUUCAGGAAUGACAUCACAGCGAGCCUCAGCCAAUCAGAUUGCUUUUGGUGACCACACAGCAAAGGAUGCAUCUGUAUACGCAGAAGUGAAAAAGAAUAACUUUGAUUAUUAAACUUUAGAUUCACCACAGGUUAAUAUAACACAACAUUCUUUUACAAAAGUGUAUUUACAAUUUUACAAGAGAUUGUAAUGUUUAUUAAAAAUAAAUCUAGAAGCUGAUUUAGAAUUUGGGUAUAAAAUGUUAGACAUGAACUUGAUGACUACAGCAAUACAUCUACAUCUGUCUGUAUGUGGUCUGUGUAAGAGCUUCAGUCUGACUGAACUUCCCCAAAAGAAAUAAACAAUUAAAUAAAGAAAUGUACUACUUACCAUUCAUACAUAUAUUUCUCAUAAUAUUGUAAAGAUUUGCUUGCUUUUGUUUAUUUGUUCAUGAGCUUCUUCAAAUAAAACUGAUGAUACGAUCAUUUGCAGAAAAUAGAAAACACAAUUCAGUCUGGAAAAAGUUCAAUGGUUUACAGUAAAAAAAAUGCAUAAGAAUAAAAAAUUGCAAUAAUUGCCCUUAACACUCAAAACUAAAUAACUAAAAUGUUAUAAAUGCAAUAUGUGUUACACAUUUAUAAAUGCCUCUAGAAAUAUGUGACCCUGCCUGUAAGAAGCCAUCUAAAGCAAUUAUUUGUGAUCUACUAUACAUAAAAUCAUGUAAAGAAUAUUGUGUGAAAAUAUAACCUUGAUAUCUUAAAUAUUGAUACUAAUUACUGAAUUUAUGGUCAAGACAAAGAUUGAAAUUAAGUUUCAAAGUUACAUUUGAAAGACAAGAAUGAGUUUGAAACAAAGCCAAGAAACAACUGUGAACUAAAAUAUUAAAAACGUAAUAAAAUAUUUAUGGGGUGUUAUAUUUUGUGUGCGUGUCUGUAAAACCACCAGAGAGCAGAUGCUGGGUUUCUAAAAUUGCUGCUCUAUGAUGAACGCAGAUAAGCAAAUGUUUACGUGUGAAGAUUUGGGUUGAGGUGUAAGAUGUGAUAUACAGCACUGUUUAAACACUCAAGUUCUUUAAAAUGCCAGUUGAUUUAAAGCAAAGUCCACAUUUUAAUGAACACACAGCUCCUCAAUCCUGAUAAC